Molecule: messenger RNA, 1872 nt
Organism: Gossypium raimondii (Peruvian cotton)
Lineage: Eukaryota; Viridiplantae; Streptophyta; Magnoliopsida; Malvales; Malvaceae
Product: cytochrome P450 89A2
Exons: 1
Coding region: 130-1659 (509 amino acids)
Cellular component (GO): membrane
Molecular function (GO): oxidoreductase activity, acting on paired donors, with incorporation or reduction of molecular oxygen, NAD(P)H as one donor, and incorporation of one atom of oxygen; iron ion binding; heme binding
Source: RefSeq, a predicted model, not a curated record
AAUCCAAUGCCAUGACAAGACAGAAGAUAAAACGGAGACAUAGCUGCCAUAAAAGUCUUCAAACUGAAAGUCGAGAUUUCCAUCGUCUCUCAUCUCUGAAACUUAAAGCUUUUACCGGGGACCCCCAAAAUGGAAACUUGGUUCCUCUUCCUCCUCACUAUCUCCAUUUCUCUUCUUCUCAAAGCUUUCUUCAACCUCUUAUUCUCUUCCAAAAAGCUUCCCUACCCUCUUCCUCCAUCUCCUCCUCCCACUAUCCCCUUCAUCGGCAACCUCUUAUGGAUCCGCAAAUCCUUCUUUCAUAUUGAACAAAGCCUCCGCCACCAUAGCCGAAGCCUUGGCCCUAUAGUCACUCUCUAUAUCGGUCGUCGUCCUUCCAUCUUUGUCUUCGACCGUUCUCUUGCUCACCAAGCUUUAAUCCAAAACGGUUCGUUGUUUUCAGACCGACCCAAAGCUCUCCCUACUAGCAAGAUCUUGACCAGCAACCAACAUAGCAUCAACUCCGCUUCUUAUGGACCAACAUGGCGGCUCUUUCGUCGGAACUUGACUUCGGAAAUCCUCCAUCCUUCGCGUAUAAAGUCGUAUUCUCAUGCUCGUAAAUGGGUUUUGGAUAUUCUUAUUGAUGCUUUACAGCAAAAGGCUAAAAGUGGAGAAUCAGUUGAGGUUUUGGUUCAUUUUCGAUAUGCUAUGUUAUGUUUGUUGGCUUUCAUGUGCUUUGGUGAUAAACUUAGUCAACAACAGAUUAAAGAGAUUGAAGCUCUUCAACGAAGGGCGGUUAAUGGUUUUGGACGAUUCGGUGUGCUUAAUUUUUGGCCUAGAGUGACCAAGAUUUUGCUUCGUAAGCGGUGGGAUCAGUUGUUUCAGUUACGCAAGGAACGUGAAGAUGUGUUGAUUCCUUUGUUAAGAGCAAGAAAGAAAGGUAAAGAUGAGAGAUUAAGCAAUAAGGAAAGUGAUGAUUAUGUGUUGGCAUAUGUUGAUACUUUGUUGGAUUUGGAAUUACCAGAGGAGAAAAGGAAACUUGAUGAAGCUGAAAUGGUCACUUUGGCCUCAGAGUUUAUCAAUGCUGGUACUGAUACAACCUCCACUGCUUUGCAAUGGGUUAUGGCAAAUUUGGUGAAAUACCCUCAUAUUCAAGAGAGAUUGUUGGAUGAAAUCAAACAGGUAGUGGGAGAUGGUGUUGAAGAUAUCAAAGAAGAGGAUUUGCAAAAGAUGCCUCAUUUGAAAGCAGUGAUUUUGGAAGGGCUAAGAAGGCACCCACCAGCACAUUUUGUGGUGCCUCAUUGUGUGACAGAAGACACUAUCUUGGGAGGAUAUUUGAUCCCCAAGAAUUCAAAUAUCAAUUUCAUGGUGGCAGAUAUGGGAUGGGAUCCAAAGGUGUGGGAGGAUCCAAUGGCGUUUAAACCUGAGAGGUUCAUUGGUGAGGAAGUGUUUGAUAUAACAGGGAGUAGGGAGAUUAAGAUGAUGCCAUUUGGAGUAGGGAGAAGAAUAUGCCCUGGACUUGGCUUGGCAUUGCUUCAUCUUGAGUAUUUUGUGGCUAAUUUGAUUUGGAAAUUUGAAUGGAAAGCCAUGGAUGGUGAUGAGAUCAGCUUGGAGGAGAAGCAGGAGUUUACCAUUGUGAUGAAGACUCCAUUGAUGGCCCACAUCUCACCAAGGAAGUGUUAAGUUAUUGGUCUUCUACUUGAAAUAUUGAUACUUAACCUUUGUUUUUUUUGGGAAAUUUGAUAUGUAAAGAUGUCUGUUUUCUAAAUUAGUACUUUAAAAAGUAUGUUUCUCUUAUAUUUUCUAUUACAUGUAAAAAAAACCUGAUGGCCAAUGAAACAACGCCACUUGGACUGAUUGUCAUGAGUAAUGGUAUGCCUCAUAACUUAUUUUGAA